CCUGCUAUGGGCUUCCUGCUGCAGCUUCUCCUCCUGGCCUUGGUCUUCCCACCAGGGCAGGCCUCGUGGGGCGUCUCCAGCCCCCAGGAAGUGCUGGGCGUGAAGGGGUCUUGCCUGGUCAUCCCCUGCGUCUUCAGCUUCCCUGCCGACGUGCAGCUGCCCGACGGCAUCACAGCCAUCUGGUACUACGACUACUGGGGCAAUCGGCAGGUCGUGGUCCACACGGGGGACCCCAAGCUGGUGGAGGCGCGCUUCCGCAACCGCGCCCAGCUGUUGGGGCACCCCGAGCACAAGGUGUGCAACCUGCUGCUGAGGGACCUGCAGCCCGAGGACUCCGGCUCCUACAACUUCCGCUUUGAGAUCAGUGAGAGCAACCGCUGGUUAGAUACGAAAGGCACCUCGGUCACGGUGACAGAGAAGCCCAGGGCGCCCACCAUCGCCUACCCGGCAGAGCUUCUCGAGGGCACACAGGUGGACUUCAACUGCUCCACGCCCUACGCGUGCCAGCCGGAGCAGAUCAGCCUGCAGUGGCAAGGCCAGGACGCCACUCGCUCUGUCACCUCCAGUCUCCAGAACCUUGAGCCCACCGGCAUCAUCCACAUGGAGACCCUCCGCGUGGCCCUGUCCUGGCAGGACCACGGCCGGACCCUGCGCUGCCAGCUCUCAGUGGCCGACCACAGGACUCAGGAGGAGAUUCACCUCCAAGUGCAGUAUGCCCCCAGGGGCGUGGAGAUCUUCCUCAGCCCUUCAGGGCGGAACAUCCUUCCAGGUCAUCUGGUCACACUCACCUGCCAGGUGAACAGCAGCUAUCCCAGGGUCAGUUCCGUUAAGUGGCUCAAGGAUGGGGAGCAACUCCAAGCCGAGAGUCUGGUGCUGCAGUUGCCCCGGGCAGCCUGGAGUGAUGCUGGCGUCUACACCUGCCAAGCUGGGAAUGGCGUGGGUUCUUCAGCCUCACCCCCCCUCAGCCUCCACGUCCUCAUGGCUGAGGUCCAGGUGAGCCCAGCAGGCCCCCUCGUGGAGAACCAGACGGUGACAUUGGUCUGCAGCACACCCAAAGAGGCGCCCAGCAAUCUCCGCUACAGCUGGUACAAGAACCAGGUCCUGCUGGAGGAUGUCCACUCCCCCACCCUCCAGCUGCACUCGGCCACCAGGGCCGACACCGGCUUCUACCUCUGCGAGGUGGGGAACGCCCAGGGCAGCGAGCGCUCAGGCCCUGUCAGCGUGGUGGUCAGCCACCCUCCCCUCGCCCCGGACCUGACUGCCUUCCUGGAGACGCAGACAGGGCUUGUGGGCAUCCUUCACUGCUCUGUGGUCAGUGAGCCCCAGGCCACGCUGGUGCUGUCCCACGGGGGCCUUAUCCUGGCCUCCACCCUCGGGGAGAGUGACUACGGCUCACGCUUCAGGGUCUUCUCUGCUCCCAACUCCCUGCGCCUGGAGAUCCGAGACCUGGAGCCGGCUGACAGCGGGGAGUACGAGUGCUUGGCCACCAACUCCCUUGGAAAUGCGACCUCCACCCUGGACUUCCGUGCCAAUGUGGCCCGCGUCCUCCUCAGCCCGGCAGCAGAGGUGGUGGAGGGGCAGGCGGUGACGCUGAGCUGCAGGAGUGGCCUGAGCCCCGCGCCGGACACCCGCGUCUCCUGGUACCUGAAUGGAGCGCUGCUUCUCGAGGGGCCCCAGAGCAGCCUCCUGCUCCCUGCGGCCUCCAGCAGCGACGCCGGCUCAUACCACUGCCGGGCCUGGGACGGCCAUAGCGCCAGUGACCCCUCAUCGCCUGCCGUCCUCACCGUGCUCUACGCCCCGCGCCGGCCCACGUUCACCACCCGGCUGGACCCCGAUGCUGCUGAGGCCGGGGCUGAACGGCGAGGCCUCCUCUUGUGCCGCGUGGACAGCGACCCCCCAGCCCUGCUGCGGCUGCUCCACAACGACCGUGUUGUGGCCACUUCCCUGCCAUCGGAGGGUGGUUGCAGCACCUGUGGGGGCUGUUCCCCACGCAUGAAGAUCACCAAAGCCCCAAACUUGCUGCGCGUGGAGAUUGGAGACCCAGUGCUGGAGGAUGAGGGCGUGUACCUCUGCGAGGCCAGCAACACCCUGGGCAACGCCUCCGCCGCGGCCACCUUCAAUGCCCAGGCCACAGUCCUGGUGGCCGCACCAUCGGACACGCUGCAGGAGGGCGCAGAGGCCAACCUGACCUGCAACGUGAGCCGGGAAGCCGCCGGCAGCCCCGCCAACUUCUCCUGGUUCCGGAAUGGGGUGCUGUGGGCCCAGGGCCCGCUGGAGACCAUGACACUGCUGCCUGUGGCCAGGACCGACGCUGCCCUCUAUGCCUGCCGAAUCCUCACUGAGGCUGGUGCCCAGCUGUCUGCUCCCGUGGUCCUGAGUGUCCUCUAUCCCCCGGACCCUCCAAAGCUGUCGGCCCUGCUGGAUGUGGACCAGGGCCACAUGGUCGUGUUUGUCUGCACUGUGGACAGUCGCCCCCUUGCCCAGCUGGCCCUGUUCCAUGGGGAGCGCCUCCUGGCCACCAGCCUGGGACCCCAGCUCCCAUCUCGUGGCCGGCUCCAAGCCAAGGCCAUGGCCAACUCCCUGCAGCUAGAGGUCCGGGAACUGAGCCUUGAGGACUCUGGCAGUUACCGCUGCGAGGCUACAAAUGUUCUUGGAUCAGCCAACACCUCACUCUUCUUCAAAGUUCGAGGAGCCUGGGUCCAAGUGUCCCCAUCACCUGAGCUCCGGGAGGGCCAGGCCGUGGUCCUGAGCUGCCAGGUACCCACAGGAGUCCCUGAAGGCACCUCAUACCGCUGGUAUCGGGAUGGCCAGCCCCUCCAGGAGCCGACCUCAGCCAUGCUCCGCUUUGCGGCCAUAACUUUGGCACAAGCUGGGGCCUACCACUGCCAAGCCCAGGCCCCAGGCUUGGCCACCACGAGCCUGGCCGCCCCCGUCAGCCUCCACGUGUCCUACGCCCCACGCCAGGCCACACUUACCGCCCUGAUGGACACAGGCCCUGGGCGCCUGGGCCUCCUCCUGUGCCGUGUGGACAGCGACCCUCCAGCCCAGCUGCAGCUGACCCACGGGGACCACCUCGUGGCCUCCACCCUACAAGGUGUGGGGGAACUUGCAGGCAGCUCUCCCCGGCUGCAGGUGGCUGUGGCCCCCAACACACUGCGCCUGGAGAUCCACAAGGCGGUGCUGGAGGAUGAGGGCGUCUACACCUGCGAGGCCACCAACAUGCUGGGCAACGCCUCUGCCUCGGCCGACUUCAAUGCCCAGGCGGUGAGUGUGCAGGUGUGGCCUGGGGCCACCGUGCAGGAAGGACAGCUGGUGAACCUGACCUGCCUUGUAUGGACCACCCGCCUGGCCCAGCUCACCUACACGUGGGACCAGGAUGGGCAGCAGCGCCCGGGUGCCCGCUCCAUCCUCCUGCCCAACGUCACAGUCACAGAUGCUGCCUCCUACCGCUGUGGCGUAGGGCUCCCUGGCCAGGCACCCCACCUCUCCAGAUCUGUCACCCUGGACGUGCUCUACGCUCCCCGCAACCUGCGCCUGACCUAUCUCCUGGAGAGCCGUGGCGGGCAGCUGGCCCUGGUACUGUGCACUGUGGACAGCCGUCCGCCUGCCCAGCUGGCCCUCAGCCGUGCCGGCCGCCUCCUGGCCUCCUCGACUACAGCAUCUGUCCCCAACACCCUGCGCCUGGAGCUGCGGGAGCCACAGCUCAGCGACGAGGGUCUCUACAGCUGCUCCGCCCGCAGCCCUUUGGGCCAGGCCAACACGUCCCUGGAGCUGAGGCUGGAGGGCGUGCGAGUGAUCCUGGCUCCAUCGGCUACUGUCCCCGAGGGAGACCCCAUCACAGUGACCUGCGAGGACCCCGCUGCCCACCCACCCACCCUCUACGCCUGGUACCACAACGGCCGUUGGCUGCAGGAAGGGCCCGCUGCCUCGCUCUCGUUCCCAGCGGCCACACGGGCUCACGCAGGCGCCUACUUCUGCCAGGUGCAGGACGCACAGGGCACCCGCAGCUCCCGGCCUGCUGCUCUGCAAGUCCUCUAUGCCCCUCGGGAUGCUGUCCUGUCCUCCUUCCGGGACUCGAGGACCAGGCCCAGGGUCGUGGUACAAUGCACUGUGGACAGCGAGCCACCUGCUGAGCUGACCCUGUCUCGAAAUGGCAAGGUGCUGGCCACCAACUACGGGGUCCACAGCUCUGCGUCGGAGACAGGCCACGUCCGGGUGGCCCGCAACGCCCUGCAGUUGCAGGUGCAAGAUGUGCCCACGGGUGAUGACGACACCUAUGUUUGCACAGCCCGAAACUUGCUGGGCUCGGUGAGCACCAGUGGGCGGCUGCAGGUGGAAGGUGUUCGUGUGGUGGCGGAGCCAGGCCUGGACGUGCCUGAGGGCACAGCACUGAACCUGAGCUGCCGCCUCCUUGGUGGCCCCGGGCCCAUGGGCAACUCCACCUUUGCAUGGUUCCUGAAUGGCCGGCGACUGCACGCGGAGCCUGUGCCCACACUCGCCUUCACCCACGUGGCCCGGGCCCAAGCAGGGGUAUACCACUGCCGGGCUGAGCUCCCCACUGGGGCUGCCGCCUCUGCUCCAGUCAUGCUCCGUGUGCUCUACCCUCCCAAGACGCCCACCAUGACGGUCUUUGUGGAGCCUGAGGGAGGCCUCCAGGGAAUCCUGGACUGCCGAGUGGACAGCGAGCCCCUUUCCAGCCUGACCCUCCACCUUGGCAGUCGGCUGGUGGCCUCCAGCCAGCCCCAAGGCGCCCCUGCAGAGCCCCACAUCCAUGUCUCUGCCUCCCCCAAUGCGCUGAGGGUGGACAUCGAGGAGCUGAGGGCCAGUGACCAGGGGGAAUACGUGUGCUCUGCCUCCAAUGCCCUGGGCUCUGCCUCUGCCUCCACCUACUUUGGGGCCAGAGCUCUGCACCGCCUGCACCUGCUGCAGCAGCUGCUCUGGGUCCUGGGGCUGCUGGUGGGUGCCCUGUUCCUGCUGUUGGGCCUGGGCGCCUGCUACACCUGGAGAAGGAGGCGUUUUCACAAGCUGAGCACGGGCGAGAAUUCGGUGGAGAUGGCUUCUCAGAAAGAGACCACACAGCUCAUUGAUCCUGAUGCAGCCACAUGUGAGACCUUGUCCUGUGCUCCGCCCCUGAGCUGACCGUGGCACUGCCUGCCCUCAGGAGGACGAGGUUGCCACAUCUGUGAUGACUCGGCCGGUGAACAUCAGUGAGGCAGCGCUGGG
This is a messenger RNA of Propithecus coquereli (Coquerel's sifaka), 5223 nucleotides long. It is a transcript of the gene SIGLEC1, whose product is annotated as sialic acid binding Ig-like lectin 1, sialoadhesin. NCBI's taxonomy places the organism in Eukaryota, Metazoa, Chordata, Mammalia, Primates, Indriidae. The coding region runs from base 7 to 5139 and encodes 1710 amino acids. The transcript has 21 exons. The record is from RefSeq and is a predicted model, not a curated record.